This is a messenger RNA of Hyaloscypha bicolor E, 430 nucleotides long. RefSeq lists its product as uncharacterized. The record is from RefSeq and is a predicted model, not a curated record. The coding region runs from base 143 to 391 and encodes 82 amino acids. NCBI's taxonomy places the organism in Eukaryota, Fungi, Ascomycota, Leotiomycetes, Helotiales, Hyaloscyphaceae. The transcript has a single exon.
CAACGUAUUUCAAAGCAAAACCUGACCCUCAAACAGAAAGGCUUGGAGUGACCUAAUAGCGUUCCCAAAAUGCCCGACCCGGCUCAUCGAGUAUGGGGAGCUUCACAGAAGGCAUGCGUAACCGUACCGACCAUAUGCUUCUAUGUAUGUCCCAUCUCCGCAGAGCACAUCGACUGCAAGUCUUGGUGUUGCCAGGUGUCCAAAACAGCCCACCUCCUUCGCCGUCGAGAUGUGUCGAGGGUAUGUAACCUCAGCUGAUUCCCAAGUUGUCAAUGAAGUCGAAACGACCCCUCAAAUCCAGGCGCCCAGCAACGGGUUGUUGUCAUCUCCGCGCAGCGCGAAAGCAGCUUCGUUGUGGGAAGCAACGAAGUUGUCGUUAAGUAAUUGUUGAUCUGGCGGUGGUUGAGAAGGAAAGAGGGAGGGAAACUUC